AUGUUAAAAAUUUGGAAUAUUUUACCAAUAUUCUUUCUAUCAUCAUUAAUUUUUGCAGAUACAAAAGAAUGGUGGUUUGAAACAGGUUGGGUUGAAAAAAAUCCAGAUGGUUCAUUAAUAAAUCCAGAUGGUGUAUUUCCAAGAAAAAUGAUUGGGUUUAAUGGUACUUGGCCAUUACCAACUUUAAGAGCUAAAAAGGGUGAUAGAAUUAUAUUAUAUUUAAUUAAUGGAUUUGAUACUGUUAAUACUACAUUACAUUUUCAUGGUAUGUUUCAACCUGGUUCUUCUCAAAUGGAUGGUCCACCAAUGGUAUCUCAAUGUCCAAUUCCAACAGGUGAAAUGUUUAUUUAUAAUUUUACAUUAGGUGAUCAAGUUGGUUCAUAUUGGUAUCAUUCUCAUACUUCUGGUCAAUAUGGUGAUGGUAUGAGAGGUGCAUUUAUAAUUGAAGAUGAUGAUUUUCCUUAUGAUUAUGAUGAAGAAGUUGUUUUAACUUUAAGUGAACACUAUCAUCAAUAUUCUUAUGAAUUAAUGCCUAGUUUUUUAAGUAGAUUUAAUCCAACUGGUGCUGAACCAAUUAUUGAUAAUAUAUUAUUUAAUGAAACAAGAAAUGCUACUUGGAAAGUUGAACCAAACAAGACUUAUUUAUUAAGAAUCAUAAAUAUGGGUAGAUUUGUUUCUCAAUAUCUUUGGUUUGAAGAUCAUGAUAUGACAGUUGUUGAAGUUGAUGGUAUUUAUACUGAAAAAAAUACAACAAAUAUGCUUUAUAUAACUAUUGCUCAAAGAUACACUGUAUUAUUAACAACUAAAAAUUCAACUGAUAAAAAUUAUGCUAUAAUGAAUAAAGUAGAUGAUACAAUGUUAGAUGUUGUACCAGAUGAUUUACAAUUAAAUGGUACAAAUUAUUUGGUUUAUAAUGAGAAUGCAGAUUUACCAGAACAAAAUUAUGUUGAUUCAAUUGAUGAUUUUUUAGAUGAUUUUUAUCUUAUUCCAUAUGAUAAAGAACCAUUAUUAGAAGAUGCUGAUUAUACAGUUACUUUAGAAGUUCAAAUGGAUAAUUUAGGUAAUGGUAUAAAUUAUGCAUUUUUUAAUAAUAUAUCAUAUGUUGCUCCAAAAGUUCCAACUAUUUUAUCAGUACUUUCAGCUGGUGAACAAGCUACUAAUGAAUUAGUUUAUGGAUUAAAUACAAAUACUUUUGUUUUAGAAGAAGAUGAAGUUAUUGAUAUUGUUUUAAAUAAUUUAGAUACUGGUACUCAUCCUUUCCAUUUACAUGGUCAUGCAUUUCAAGUUAUUGAAAGAGGUCCAGCAAUUGAUGAUAAUGAUCCACAUUUAUCUUUUAAUGCAAGUGAUCAUGCUGAAUGGCCAAAAAUUCCAAUGAGAAGAGAUACUGUUUAUGUAAGACCUCAAUCAUAUUUUGUUCUUAGAUUUAAAGCAUCAAAUCCUGGAGUUUGGUUUUUCCAUUGUCAUAUUGAAUGGCAUUUAGAUCAAGGUUUAGCUAUUGUAUUUGUUGAAAAUCCAAAUGCUAUUAUAAAUAAUUCAACUCAACAAAUUACUGAUAAUCAUAAACAAAUUUGUGAAAAAGUAGGAGUACCAUGGCAAGGUAAUGCUGCUGCAAAUACAAAUAAUUAUUUAGAUUUAACUGGUGAAAAUGUUCAAGUUAAAAGAUUACCAACUGGUUUUACUGCAAAAGGAAUUGUUGCAUUAGUAUUUUCAUGUGUUGCUGCAAUUUUAGGUCUAGCUACAAUUGCUUAUUAUGGUAUGCAAGAUAUAAGUAAUGUUGAAGAAAGAGUUGCUAAAGAUUUGAACAUUGAUUUAGUUGAUGAUAAUGGUGUACCUUUGGAAGUUGAAGAUGAAGUUGAUAGAAUAAUUGAAAGUUCAUCAGCUGAAAAUUCAACUCAUAAACAUUAA
Lodderomyces pseudojiufengensis is the source of this 1905-nucleotide messenger RNA. RefSeq names its product multicopper oxidase. NCBI's taxonomy places the organism in Eukaryota, Fungi, Ascomycota, Pichiomycetes, Serinales, Debaryomycetaceae. Gene Ontology annotation, molecular function: ferroxidase activity; copper ion binding. The record is from RefSeq and is a predicted model, not a curated record. The transcript has a single exon. Gene Ontology annotation, cellular component: high-affinity iron permease complex. Gene Ontology annotation, biological process: cellular response to iron ion starvation; reductive iron assimilation. Bases 1 to 1905 code for a protein of 634 amino acids.